GUCAGUAAUGUUUCCCACUGAGACUGUAGUGAGAUAAGCAUGUGUGUGUGUGUGUUGUGUGUGUGAGUGUGUGUGUUGACUGUAAGCAGGACGUAUAUAAACACGGUGUAUUGAAUAUCGAAUUCGAAUAGGGGAAAAAUGGUUGUAAUUAGAUCCGUAGCAGUUCUAAAUCAGGACAGCACAUCAACUUCUUAGCUGUGUAGUUGUUUCAAUAUGCACACGCCAUUUAUAUAUAUAGGCCUAUAUGUGUUUUGGAGUGUGUGUGUGUGUUUCUAUGGUGACUGUAAGAAAAUGUUGGCGAUUGGUUCUGAAUGAUGGAAGAUAGGUGACAUUGUCGUCAGCGGUCUUAGGACAGAAAACCCCAAAACGUGAGACUGAAAGGUUGUGUUAUUGUACACAUAGAGCUUGACUAUGACAACGUCUGUAUUCACCAUGACAACGUCUGCAUUCACCAUAAUCCUCCUAUGCAUAACGAGCUCCGUCGGUACAGCACAAAGUAAUCAAACACAGAUCACUCCAGGCAACAGAACAACCAGCAGUCCGACACAAGUCAACGGCAAGACAUUCCCAGCCAACAGUGCGACCAUUUCAGUCAACAGUACUGAGCUCUGUAAGGACACGUCCAGCUUCGUGGUGGACACCAGGACAGUACUGUACGUGCAGUCUCCCAACUUUGGCUCUUCCAAUCGCUACCCAAACAAUCUCCAGUGUUUCUUGGAACUGAAGACUCAAACCCACGCCGUCGUCAUAGAGUUCAAGUUCAUCGCCUUUGACGUGCAAUUAAGCGAGAACUGCCAAGCAGACAGCCUGUGUAUGUACGGAGUGAAGUUUUGCGGGGACUGGCUGGUGGACAGGUACUACCGUUACAUCAUCCCCGAGAAUAGCUCUUUCACUCUUGUCUUCAUCUCUGACGGAGACAUCCCAGCACCCGGAUUUAAGGCUAUGAUACAGGCUAGUCCAGCUACCGCAGAGAAAGUCUUCUUUCCAGUUGGUGGGUUUGGCUCACACCCCACCCAACCAUAUUUUACUACUAAAGUUUACAACGAGGCUUAUGUGACUAGCUACAAGGACAGAUGUGUUGCUGCUAAACCAGAAACUACUUAAGAAAACAAAACAAGGAGAACAGAUCUGGAAGAAACAUUUUAAAACAAAGUUUUCAUCAGUGACUUCCAAUCAGUACAUCUGAUAUUAUUUCUUUUGUUAUAUGACUUCACUUGGUAGCUACUUAGAGAAACUGAAGAGAUGUAUAUACCAAAGGAACACAAUAAUUCCUAUGUCUGUUUUUGUGAUCAGCGGGACUUGCAUAUUCUCUGUCAAUCUCCGUGCUGCUAAAUUCGUUAUCCAAUGGUCUUUUAUGCUGAAAAUAUUUUAAAAGAAUGUUUAGAGAAGGGACUUUUGUUGUAUGUAUUUAAACUAUAUGAAAAUUGGACUAAUAUGUGUUAUGGCACGAUUAGGGAUUAGUUAUUUGUUUCGUGAAUAGGGAAAGUUUUGACUUGGAGACAAUGACGCGACUAGUAAAAACAAAACUAGGUUUUGGGGAAGAAUAGCGAAAUAUAAACACAGACUACUUUUGACGGCUGUAGAGAGAGGCAGUUUUCUAUGAACGUAAAGAUUGAGUUUGACGACAUUCGAUGGUUCCCUUCGUAAAUAUUAAAAUUCUUGUUCGACCUUCACUAUCAGCGUCGACUAGCUUAUAGAGUUGGCCUUUCACCUUUCGUUUGAUUUAUCUGCAUAAGACACAGCGCUGAAGCGCCUAACAAAAGUCCAGUAUUUUGUAAUAUUUUGUAAUAUAUAUGGAAUGCAUGUUUUACUAAUAAGACGCUAUGGAAAAGUCUUCUUCUUCUUCGUUCUCAUUUUACAUGUCUGGGGGGGGAGGGGGGUGUCAGAUCAGUAAUCUAUAUCUGAGAUGAACCGCGCAGUGGUUUCCAGAUCAGGCAGUUCUCUGUUUAAUUUUUUUUUUCUACAGGAGGGUUUUUGGGCCAUAGUCUUGUUCGGGGCUCUUGAUAUAGUAUGCAGCUUUAUGGAAGAGUCAAUGAAGUAGAUUUUGAUCCAGUCCUGUGAUUCCAUGACUAAUGUCAGUUUUUUAUCCCCCUGAUCUUGGUUAUGCUUUCGCUGUAUGUAUCAAAGUAUGACACAAGGAACUCGUAGGCAGGCUAAAUAGGCAGUAAUGGUGAGACACAGUAUUGAUCAGAUAUCACACAGGAAUCACAAGCAACAAUCUCUAGCGUCCUUGAUUAUAAUGACAUGUGGAAUAUAACAAUUAUGCCCUCGCUAGUAGUUAUGGUUUUCAUUAAUUGAAGAUAUCUGCAUGAACUCGGCUUCAACUUAUAUUCAUUUUUUACCAUUAUAUGUAAAUAGCUCCAUGAAUGAUGCAACAUACUGUUAUUGAAAUACAAUCUUUUAAAAC
Biomphalaria glabrata is the source of this 2407-nucleotide messenger RNA. RefSeq lists its product as uncharacterized. The transcript is spliced from 5 exons. NCBI's taxonomy places the organism in Eukaryota, Metazoa, Mollusca, Gastropoda, Planorbidae. Bases 412 to 1104 code for a protein of 230 amino acids. The record is from RefSeq and is a predicted model, not a curated record. Gene Ontology annotation, molecular function: serine-type endopeptidase activity.